AUGUUCAUGUCACCGCCCAGAAAGAAGAACAAGAUAACAACGUACUCGAAGAAAGCGCAACGAACACAUCGCUCAAUUCUUGCCUCACCAACUCCCGAAGAUCGACGAUUACGCAGAAGACGUGUUACAUUGACAUCUCCCAUUCACUCCGAAGAUCCUCCCGCUAGCCCAGGCUCAAUUUCUCUGUCAUCGUCCGCGCAAAGUGACAACGAAGAUAUCGAAGCACAACCAGUCGACGAACUUACACAGUCGAAUAGCCAAAGACGUUUCAAUCUACCAGCAGAACCUCUAUUGAAUCAUGAGCUCCAAUUGACCGCGUCGCCAGAGCGGCUCGCAAGUCCCGUCAGCUCUUCCGAGCACGACCCCAUCUCGGACGACGAUUUGAUCCUCGCCGAUCGUGAUGGUCAGCAGCAUGCAUCAAGAAUCCUCAAGCGUCAGCCCCUCAGCAAGCUGAGAAAAUCUUUGAACACACGACCGAAGAAGUUCAAACCAGCUAUAAAACAACCAGCAUCUGUCCCCUCGUCAGAGACACUUCGAGAGAUCGAGAGAGGUGCUGACGGUUUUGACGAAAUGCAUCUUAUCCUUUUGGCAACGUCAAAGCCAAGAAACACGAGGCGCAAGGCAAGAUCUGCCACUUCAGCCUUGGAUCUCCUCAAAGGUCCCCAUCCACCUGUAACCUUUGCAGAUUCGGACUGGUCGAAAGUCCCUUAUCAAGAUUCUCUUGUUCAGCAGCAAGAAACGUUUCUCGUCACCACCGAGACGACCAGAGACGAGCCUCGAGUCGUCUCAGGAAAUCCUCAUCCGAGAAACCAAGAAUUCAAAAGCCCGUUGGUGUCACCUAAUACACCGACAAAGAAGGAGGUGCUUCUAUAUGCUCAGCUUUCAUCUGUGUCAGCACCAAUCGUGCGGAGGCCAUCACACGACGAAGAUGAAGAAAGUGAAGAUAACUACGCAAACGGUCACGUGGAAGAAGCAGACGAAGAAGUCUCGGAGCACGGAACGAGUGACGCAGAGCAGGAAGGGAUGAGGGCAAGCACAGUCCGCUAG
Messenger RNA from Aureobasidium melanogenum CBS 110374, 1047 nucleotides. RefSeq lists its product as uncharacterized. The coding region runs from base 1 to 1047 and encodes 348 amino acids. The transcript has a single exon. NCBI's taxonomy places the organism in Eukaryota, Fungi, Ascomycota, Dothideomycetes, Dothideales, Saccotheciaceae. The record is from RefSeq and is a predicted model, not a curated record.